Magnusiomyces paraingens is the source of this 2253-nucleotide messenger RNA. RefSeq lists its product as uncharacterized. The coding region runs from base 1 to 2253 and encodes 750 amino acids. The transcript has a single exon. Lineage: Eukaryota; Fungi; Ascomycota; Dipodascomycetes; Dipodascales; Dipodascaceae. The record is from RefSeq and is a predicted model, not a curated record. Gene Ontology annotation, biological process: intra-Golgi vesicle-mediated transport. Gene Ontology annotation, cellular component: Golgi membrane.
AUGGAGUCACAUAUGUCCGAAGAUAAUAAGGAAUCACCGCCAGCUAUUCAAGGUACACAGGAAACCUCUCUUCAGUCAUCUGCUUCAGCAACAGAAGAAAGUAUCGUUGAAAAUAUCAAUCUGUCUAUUCCAGAUGAUAAAAAAGUUAAUCCCCACACCACACCUUUCGAAUUUGCAUUAUCAACAUGGUCAAAAAUUGCACUUUCUCAAUUACAAAGGAAAUUGGAUGAUGAGGGUGUUGAAAUUCUCCAAUUGCAAAAAAAUUCUAUUAUUACACGAAAAGAGUUGGCGUUGCGCACCAAAACUUUUAGAAAACUUUCUGAUGAAGUGAAACUUACAGAGAUUAAAAGUCUUCUGAAGUUGUAUCAAGCUGAAAUAGACAAUCUAACUCAAAGAAGCAAAUUUGCAGAAUCUAGCUUUAUGAAUUUGUAUAAACUUAUUGCUGAAGCGCCUGAUCCAGUGCCUCUUUUAGAAGCAUCUGUUGAUUCUGUAUUAGCUGCAUCGGAUGUAGUUAAACUAAGUGAUGAAAAUUCAAUGUUGGUUGAGAAACUUAAUAAAUGUGCAGAUUAUGAGCAAAUUAAAACAAAGCUUAAAGAUUUAGAAGUGAAAUCAGUCGAACUUUUAAACACUAAGGUUUUAGCAAAAGAAUCCGAAUUAAAGGCUAUAUUUGAUGAAAAAGAACGACAUUGGAAAGAAAGAGAAAACGAUCUUCAAAUACAAGUACAAGAAGCAAGGGAACAAAUAAAAGAGCUCAGAUCCAAUACUGAAGUUCUUCAAGCAAGAUUAUCUGCCAAGUCUCAAGGUCAUUUAGCAGAUUCGAUAACUGAUAAAAAUACUUCGAAGUCUACAGGGAGAAUAGCUGAAUUAGAGUUAGUUGCUAGUGACUUGGAGCGUGCAAACAAAAGAGUACUUGAAACAGAAAAAAGGAAUGUGGAACUGCGCUCAGAGCUUGAAACUGUUCGCUCAGGUACUCAAAAUGUGGAAAAAAUACGAGAACUUGAAAGUCAUAUUUCUGAUUUGGAACGUAGCAAUUCAAUUUUGGCUGCACAAUUGGAUACUUCAAGAAAAUCAAUUGCUCAAUCUAAGUCUUCUUUUCAAAAAAAAAUUGACUCGUUAUCAAGGGAUAUUGAAAAGGAACUAUCAGAAAAUAAUUUGUUGAAACAAAAGAUUGAUUCAAUGCAGGAUUACGAAAGUAUAAAACGAGAACUCGAGAUUUUAAAAAGCAUGGAAUUUGAUGAAGAAAGUGAUGACUUUAAAAAGAAGGAAAUAAUUCACUCAUUUAAAGACGCUACUGAUAAAUUCAAGGAUGAUGAGGACUAUGAAUUUGCCGAAAAUAUUGAAGGAAGUGAACAUGCAAAAAAUUCACAGUCUUUGGAACGAAUGAUGCAUACCCGAAAUAAAAAACUUGUCAAUGAAAUAACUCAAAUGAGAGUCUUAAAGAUUUCCCUUGAAAAUGAAGUUUCUCAAUUACAGACUCGUUUGACCGGCUGUUUAAAAGAAAAUUCACAUUUGAAACAACUGAGCAUCAAACUUGAAGAAGAUUUAGCCCAAACUAACGAUACAUUUUCCAAAUAUGGAUCUACAUCUGGACCAGCCAUGUCAGUCGUUAGUGGGUGGGGGAGAUCAGUUAUAGGAAAUAAUUCAACAUCAAUAAAAAGAUCAGGCAGGUUAUCUCCGACUGUUUCAAUAGUUGGUGGAUAUGAACCCAAUGAAAUGGCAAUGCAAUCUCCCCCUUCUCCUGACUACUCUAUUCUACCCAUUAUCACUCAACAGAGAGAUAGGUUUCGAGCUAGAAACUCCGAAUUAGAAGAAGAUUUGAAAAAAUGUUGGGCUACAAUUUCUCAGUUGAAAAAGGAGCUUGAUUCAGUUAAACGCGAUAAUGUUGAAUUAUAUGAAAAGGCUCGUUAUGCUUCAUCAUAUAAAAGAUCAACAGGCAACAACAGUUCUAAAACAAAAUGGACCCGUGCUGAGGAAAGUUAUCGUGACAUGUAUGAGGAAGGUAUUUCUCCAUUUCAACAGUUUAAAGGACGGGAAAGUGAAAGAGCACUAUCAAAAAUGGGGCCUGCAGAACGUGCGCUUUAUUCCCUUACUAGAACUAUUUUGGUUAAUAGAACAUCGAGGAAUCUGUUUGCUGGAUAUUGUGUUGCAUUACAUUUGAUGGUUAUGAGUAUUUUGAUGUAUGGCUUGACAUGGCAUGGCAAUGAGUUUAUACCAGCAAAUAAUCCAGUAAUUGAUGACUCUUCAACCUUAUAA